AUGGUUGUUGAGAACUGCACCGUGAUUACUGACUUCAUUUUCCUAGGACUUUCUGACAGGCAGGAUGUGCAGCAGGGUCUCUUUGUACUCUUUCUGCUGGCUUAUGGCAUAACUGUGAUUGCCAAUCUAGGGAUGAUCCUGCUGAUCAAGAUGGACUCCAGUCUCCACACACCCAUGUAUUAUUUCUUGAGCAAUCUGUCUUUCUGUGAUGUCUGCUACUCCACCACUGUUUCUCCAAAGAUGUUGGUUGAUUUCUUAUCUGAGCAAAAGAGGAUUCCAUAUAGUUUCUGUGCCAUCCAGAUGUAUUUUUGGGGUGUCUUUGCGGAUGUGGAAUGUCUUAUGUUGGCUGUCAUGGCAUAUGACCGUUAUGUAGCUAUUUGCAAUCCACUUCUUUACACAAUCGCGAUGUCCAGGAGAGUCUGUACCCAGCUAGUGUCCAUUGUGUACAUUGAAGGUUUGAUUGAUUCCACAAUCUUCACCUGUUGCAUAUUUCAGCUGUCAUUCUGCAAUUCCAAUAUCAUCAAUCACUUUUUCUGUGAUAUCCCACCCUUACUAGCCCUGUCCACCUCAGAUACAACCGUCAAUGAAAUAGUCUUGUUCACUUUCAGUACCUGUGUCGUAGGUUGCAGCAUUGUCACUGUCCUCCUCUCCUACAUCUACAUAAUAACUACCAUCCUUAGAAUGAACUCAGCCGAGGGAAGAUACAAAGCCUUCUCUACAUGUGCCUCCCACCUGACUGCUGUGGCUGUAUUUCAUGGCACACUCCUCUUUAUGUAUUUGCGACCCAGCUCGAGUUACUCUAUGGACACGGAUAAAAUGGCCUCCGUUUUCUACACAGUUGUCAUCCCUAUGUUAAAUCCACUGAUCUACAGCUUAAGGAAUAAGGAUGUGAAAGGUGCCCUGAAAAAAGCAAUUAGCAUUAAAUUAUCUCCUGGGUGA
Equus caballus (horse) is the source of this 939-nucleotide messenger RNA. Lineage: Eukaryota; Metazoa; Chordata; Mammalia; Perissodactyla; Equidae. The record is from RefSeq and is a predicted model, not a curated record.